This is a messenger RNA of Laetiporus sulphureus 93-53, 645 nucleotides long. RefSeq lists its product as uncharacterized. Bases 1 to 645 code for a protein of 214 amino acids. The record is from RefSeq and is a predicted model, not a curated record. Gene Ontology annotation, molecular function: nucleotide binding. Gene Ontology annotation, cellular component: RNA polymerase III complex. The transcript has 4 exons. NCBI's taxonomy places the organism in Eukaryota, Fungi, Basidiomycota, Agaricomycetes, Polyporales, Laetiporaceae. Gene Ontology annotation, biological process: transcription initiation at RNA polymerase III promoter.
AUGGAGGUCCUCAAUCAGCGUGCGGCCCUGCUCUCUAACUAUGAAGUCUUGACUCUCCUUCGCGAGCUCGAGAGCGAUCAUCUCGCACGCACGAAGACAGCUUUGCGUAUCAAGAAAGAGGAGGAGCUAGCCGGGAAUCACGCCGCAAAGUACCAAGUCCCUUCAGAUGAGAUCUGCGAAAAUCUGAGAACGAUCGAGGUGGAGGGUAUACAAUACCUUUCUGCCGACUAUCAACCUACGGCUGCUCAAAGUGAAGCCGGUAUAACCCAGCUCACGCGUAGCCUAUCCGCGUAUGACUUGACGAAGGCGGAAAAGCUACAGAUUGUGAAUUUGGCACCCGUUGAACCUGUUGAACUCUAUGUGAUAGUGGAAGAACUGGAAGAUAGACUCGGCGAGCAGAUGGACGAUAUCCUCACAACGGUGAGGUCUUCUCUGCCUGAUGCCCUACCGAUAGCCACCAACGACGCGGAGGACGGUGCAAACGCGAACGCGACAGAGAAUGUGCAGCUUACGUACUCCGUUGUGGAAUCACAAGAAUAUACCGAAGAAGAUGGGAUGUGGGAUUACGAUGCCAACGAGAUUUUGUUUGACGAAACAGGAGAGGGUGUUGGUGUCGAGGGCGAUCUGGACGUGGAGGAAGAUUGA